Molecule: messenger RNA, 3325 nt
Organism: Macadamia integrifolia
Lineage: Eukaryota; Viridiplantae; Streptophyta; Magnoliopsida; Proteales; Proteaceae
Exons: 6
Coding region: 846-2888 (680 amino acids)
Molecular function (GO): chromatin binding
Source: RefSeq, a predicted model, not a curated record
UUGGACUAUUUUUCUCUUCUUAAUCUAUUCCCUUUGGACUAUUUUUCUCUUCUUUCUCUCUCUUUCAUAUCGGUUUUCAUGGGAUGUGAAGUUCCAGAGCUCUGCGGCACCUCGGACUCGAUUAAUGGCUUCUCAAUCUUCUCCUUUUCUCUCUACUUCUUCUCCUCUGCCAUUCAUCUUCGUCCUUUAGCUUCCCGUGCGAAGAAGAAAAGGAAGCCUUUUCCUUAGCUCUUGAAGCUCUCAACACAACUCCACUGUUGCCAGGUCUGUCUAACCACUGAUACCUCUUUUGAUUCGAAUUUUCUCUACCUUGAGUUCUCUAUGUGUUCUUGAACUCUGGUACCCAUUUUGUUUCCUCGAUCGGUACUGCAAACAAACGCCGCAAAGUUAUUUUCUUUAUGCCGGUAGAGCUUGCUCUCUUUCUGGUUGGGGCUCUUGAUUUUAUAACCCUAAUAGUCUGUUUCUAACUUUGUAGAGCUUUGUACUGAUCUUAAUUGGAAGUUUUGUGUGAUUAGUUCUUUACUACUAUGUAUUCUUCUAGUUUAAUCCGGUAGUCAUGGAAAACCAGUUCUAUUUCUUAGGUUUUUCCGGACUAGGACCAAUUUUUAUUUAACCUUCCUCCUCUGAUCCGGUGGCCUCCCAAAAAGUCUCACUCUUUCUGCUAAUUUCUUCCCUCUAUCAGUUUCCUGGAAAAAAGGGGAUCCUAAUUCUAUUCCCUUUGCGCCAGAUUCCAGCUUUUAAGGCUGGAUUUUAACAUCUAAUCGCUUUUUGCUGGUAUAUGAGGUCCGGCUUUCUGUGGGAUUUGCAUUCUAGUGAUUGUCGCUCUUUUGGUGCUCUCCGUCAAGAUGUCUACAGAUGGCCAUAGCUUUGUAGAAUGGAAAGAAGAGUUUGUUUCCCAGGAGCGUGGCAAUCGUAUAGUUCACUAUUUCUUGAGGGAUGCUGGCGGGGAUUCCGUCCUUGCUGUUGUAGGUACGGAGAGGAGCCUUAGGCACAUGGUUUAUGUAGUUGCAGAAGACUUCUUACUCGCAUAUGGGUCCGAGAAAUCGAUCAAUGCAGGCUUCAAGUGGAGAUCAAGGAGAGAGGUUGUCGACUGGCUCACGUCUAUGCUUAUGAAGCAUCAAACUCCGCAUGAUUAUUCAAAAUCACCAACAUUUGACUCAUCACAAGCUAUUGGAUCUUCUGAAUUCCUUAAAAGGGGACUUGAUGCCCCAAGAAUCCAUCUUCCAGAUCGCACGAGCCGAAUUGCAAGGAAGUUAAAGGGGCUCAACACCGAUAUUGUGUGGUCAGGUGCUGCCUGGACAUGUGGUAAACAGCUCAAGCACUAUCCAGCGUUUUGCAGGAAUGGAACCACCAUAGCUAUUCAUUCUUUUGUUCUUGUCAUGGCUGAAGAAGAAAAUCACUAUCUCGCAUACUUAGAAGAUAUGUAUGAAAACAAGAAGGGACAGAAGAAGGUGAAAGUACGAUGGUUUCACCAUAAUCAGGAGGUCAAAGGUGCGGUUCCUCCGCCAAAUCCACAUCCUAGAGAGGUUUUCUUCACAGCUUAUUCCCAGGUCCUCAGUGUAGAGUGUGUUGAUGGUCCUACAACAGUUCUUACACCUGAGCACUAUGAAAAAUGCUUAGCUGCUCUUCCAGAAACUUCCUCACCUAGAAUCCAUCUUUGCUUUAGGCAGUUUAGAAGCAACAGAAUUAAGCCCUUUGAUCUAAGUAAAUUGCGAGGCUAUUUUCAUCAAGUUAUCCUCUCAUGUUUAGAUCCCAAUCCCCUUGCCAAGCAUAACCUUACAUGCAGGGGCUUGAUUGGAGAAGAGGAGGAAGAGUUUGGCCAAGGAGGCACCGUGAGGCAGGGAGCUAAGAGAACUCGGAGUUGCAGGGGGCGUCAGAAGAUUGUGUCAAAUUAUUCUGUUGCCAGAAUUUCAGGUCCAGGGAAGCAGGUAGCACUGUGCCAACCAGCACAUCGGAACUUGAAAUUUAGAUUGUCAGGUAGGAUGACACCGGCUGUUGACUCUGGUCCGCAAGCCUGGCUUACCACACCUUUUAAGGUCCAUGAAAAGAUAGAGUUGCUCUGCCAAGAUAGUGGAAUUCGAGGCUGCUGGUUUAGGUGUACUGUCUUGCGGGCAUCUCAGAAGCAGCUGAAGGUCCAAUAUGAUGAUUUGCAGAAUGACGAUGGAUGUGGAAAUCUUGAGGAAUGGGUCGCUGCUUUCAGACCUGCAAUGUCUGAUAAACUGGGCAUGCGAUGCUCUGGUCGCCUCACAAUUCGACCAUGUGCACCUGAAUAUCCAGUGGACAUUCCAUUUGAUAUUGGAGCUCCAGUGGAUGCAUGGUGGAGUGAUGGCUGGUGGGAAGGGGUGGUUACUGGAAUUAACAACACUGAUGGUAGCCUUCAGGUUUACUUCCCUGGUGAAGAUAUUUUCUCAACUUUCCAGAGAAGGAAUCUAAGGCGUUCUAAGGAUUGGGUGGGGAAUCGAUGGGUUAAUAUUGAGGCGAAGCCAGAUAUACUGUCUAUCAUAUCUGCAGCAGUCAGCCCUGGCACAAAGCUCUCGUGCUCCACUAUGGCAAAGGGGACUGAGUCUGGUGGUUCCGCAAUGUCGGAUCGUGAAUGCCCGUCUGCUUCUAGACUUGAGACAGUUGAAGAGGACAAUCAAGAAGUAGCUUUUUCAGCUGGAUUCGAUCGAAUGGUGGAGAAUGUUGAGUGGGUGAACUCAAGGAAACGGUCAUGGGUUGAAGAUGAGGCCAAGAGAGGUGAUGAUGAUGAUGCUUUUGAUGAUGAUGAUGAUGAUGAUGAUAAUGGCAAUGAAGAUGAUGAUAAUGUCAGUGAGGACAGGGUGAUCGAAGAAUUUGACUGUGCUAGCCAGAAAUGUGAAGCAAUAGGACUCAUGGUUGUUGCUGCCUAAGAUAGAGAAUGAGGCUUUGUUCCACAAUGAUAGUCAUGAUUGCAGGUGAGGCAAGACACUGGACUUUCAGGCCUACUUGAGUAUUAGGAUUUCUGUAUAUAAGCUAAGAGAGGUGUCGUGCAGUAUUUAUAAGGUCAUUCAUUUCCAUUUCAGCUUUGGAAGUUGGAUCUGAGCCAGUGUACCACAAGGAAGUAUUAAGGAGUUCGGUAGAUUUCUGUCAUAGUAAGGCAGAUUAGAAGUAUUAUUAGGAUUAAGGACCAAUGAGGGAGAAGCCCCGUCUUUCUUAGGAUUUAAACCGCUUGCUUAGGAGCUAGCAGCAAGGCCAUCGGGAACCUAAACUGUUAAUUUUCCUUUACUAUUAAUGGUAAUAUAAUGUAUAGGAAAUAGUUGAAUAUUAUGUUCGGAAAUGAAACUUAUGUGCUUUAGUAGUUCCACAA